UCGCAAGCCCGCCGCAUAGCAUGACAGUGUGCGUUCAGUGAGCGCCUUGUCCGCACGCGGUUUGUUGUGGUGGUUAACAUACCUACAUAAUUAGUGCACUUAAUCCGCCAACAUUUUGUUUUCGACACGCGACAGACGUAAACAAAGAAACCUUUGCACAUUUUGAGUCACGAUCACGAUUCAACAUCGUCAAGUGGGUGAAAGACAUUGCUGUGUUGUGUUAUUUGCGCCAUUCUUGCCAUCUGGAUUGACGAUGUUUCUACAGUGCUGAUGGAUGCUAUCAUAUCUUCAUAUUGUAUACCAGUAUUUACUUCUACUGAACUGUACAAUGAUGAGGUGCAAGCAGAGGUGGUAGAGUCGCACGAGAUGAACUCUGACGUGCACCGUCACCAAGCGCACCCGCCGCUUGCUCAGCACGGUGUCCACACGGGUGCGCAGGGCGUGGGCCCGUGCGGCUGGUACUCCGCGUCGGCCGCGCCCGCGCCCACUGCGCCCGCGCGUCUCAAGCGCGCCCCGCCGCAGCAGCUGCCGUCGGGAGGUGGAGUGAGCGGUAGUAAUGGGCCACACGCGCCUCUCUCGCCCACCGCAUUGCAGAACUCAGUACAACAUAAUAACAUAAUGUCUUCGUCAGUCCGGGCGCCCGCGCCGUCGGGACAGGCACCUUCCGCGAUGCACACUUCCCAGACCUCGCCCGUGGUGAUGAGCAAAGGCGCUAGCGACGUGCUCUUGAACUCUACGACGACCCAGAAUCCGCCGCCAGCGGGCAGCAGGCUUGUCAAUAUGACACAGUGGCCCUGGCACCACGGCGCGAUAUCCCGCGAGCGCGCGGAGGCGCUUCUCUCGGGCUCUCCAGACGGCGUGUUCCUGGUGCGAGAGAGCACCAACUUCCCCGGCGACCAUACGCUCUGCGUGCGGUUCCGAGGACGCGUCGAACACUACCGAGUAAAAUGGGCCACUGCACCUGAUACCCAAAACCAACGUCUGACGAUCGAUGACGAAGAAUUCUUCGAUACUAUGACCGAUUUAAUACACCAUUAUUUACAAGAUGCAGACGGACUAUGCACAAAGUUAGUGCGGUGUUUACCCAAAGCGACUCCGAAUGGUGCCAAUAACAAUGGAGCUAUGCAACCCCCAUACCCACCUCAUCCGCAGCAGCCGCCGCCGUACCCGCCCACGCCGAGCGUGUCGAGCGCGCUGAGCUCGGGCCACUUCCAACACACGUACUCCACGCAGGCGCCCGCGCCCGACCAGACCGACGGCGCUCUGCAGCCGCAGAAGUUUGUGGAUGCGCGCUGGCGGAUAGAUGAACGCGAUCUCGAGAUACGAGAAAACAUCGGCAAGGGUGAAUUCGGAGAUGUCAUGCUGGGCAUAUUAAACGGCACGCAGAAAGUCGCCGUCAAAAUAUUGAAGGACCGCGAGGCUGCGAGUAAAUUCCGUGCUGAAGCGAGCGUUAUGGCAUCCCUAAAGCACGAGAACCUGGUGCGUCUACUUGGGCUGGUGUUCAGCGCGAGCGGCAGCACGUGCAUCGUGACCGAGCACUGCGCGCAGGGCUCGCUGCUCGACUACCUGCGCUCGCGUGGCCGACACUACGUCACGCAGCUCAACCAGAUCAACUUCGCCUAUGACGCAUGCUGCGGGAUGGAGUACCUAGAGCGGCAGCGUGUAGUCCACCGAGACUUGGCGGCGCGGAACGUGCUAAUCUCGCAAGAGGGGACCGCUAAAGUGGCAGACUUUGGGCUAGCGCGGCCCGACGCCGGCCAGGACGACCCGGCUGACGCGCAGCGGCUGCAAGCCAAGCUGCCCAUCAAGUGGACCGCGCCCGAAGCGCUCAAGUACAACAAAUUUUCAAACAAGUCUGACAUGUGGAGCUUCGGUAUACUUCUAUGGGAAAUAUACUCCUUCGGUAGAGUGCCAUAUCCAAGAAUCCCGCUGGCGGAGGUGGUGCGUCACGUGGAGCGCGGGUACCGCAUGGAGGCGCCGGAGGGCUGCCCGGGCGGCCCGUACGACGUGAUGCGCGCGGCGUGGCACGCCGACCCCGCCCAGCGGCCCAGCUUCGCCGCCACGCGCCUGCGCCUCGCCGCCAUCCGCACGGCCGCGCACCAGCCGCACCAACCGCCGCACCCGUGAACAUCGGUCGGGAAUGAAAUGGAUGGACUAUAAAUAAACCGUGAAUUAAAAACAAAUUAGUUAUGUGCUGUGAAGGUUGCAAGUUCUAUUUCCUUACUUGUCAUACAACUAAUGUAAGUACUAAAUUAUUUUAAUAAUAUGUUUAAAGACACUUCCGAUAAGGCGAAAUUCUAAUGUAGUUUAGUUGGGUAGUUCGUACAAUUGGUGUGCCGUAGAAGAAGGAGACGUGUAAUGUUCGAUGUUAUUCUAUUGCACGCUAGUACAGAGCUUUUAGCGAUAAGUCUUUUUAACAUUGUUCCUCAUUAGUAACUAUCCAAAUAUUUAUUUAGGCGAUGAGAGUUAUUAUACCAGUGAUCAAAAACAUCACCAAUGAAGAUUUAGUAAAUUAAAUAUUUUUAUAAACCUGCAGUAAUUAAUGAAUAUAAUAUUUUCUUGGUAAGAACCACGAUACCUAGUGUCUAUAUGAUAAGAUUUCGGAGUCUGUUUCGCUAAAAGCUCUGUAUGAUUUGGCCUAAAAUUUAUCGAAUUUUCCUUACACAUUCUCGUAAAGAUUCCACCCAAUGUGGCCAAUAGCCGUAUGUCGGUACUCUAGUACUGUCUAGUCAAAUAUACUUUUUAUUAUAACAUAAUUGUUAUUUUCAUAUUAAUUAAAAACGUAAGGUGACUGAUAAAUAUAAAGGGUCAAAUGGUUCAACUAUGCACUAAUAAUAGACGUAUUGUAUUACACAGUUAGUGCUAGAAAUGGUCAUAUAAUAUAAGCACAAUGAUGCAGAUACUAUAAACAACUUCUAGCAGCUAUUUAUGACGGUAAAGUGAGCACAAACCCGAAACAGAUUGUACGGAGUUGUAACAAAAUUGAUGCAUUUGUCUUGUGUGGCAAAUUAUUGUUGCAUGUUAGAUACAUGUCUUCAAAUCCUAGUUGCAUGUGAUUCAUGAACAACUCCGUAUACGAUUCACCUAUAGCUAUAUCAAAUAAAUUCAAUUAGGCCCACCUUUGCCCAAAAACUACAAUCGGAACGCUAUAAAUUAUAAAGUGAUCAUCCAACCCACCAUGGUUGUGUGGCUGCAGCUGAUUCUGAGCGAGUCAAUCAUUCCUCAUAACAUUAGCAUCAAAGUCUGAUAUAGUUUAAAAUCUUCAAUGCAUUUUUAGCUAAUCUGCAUUAGAGUAAAAAUGAGAAAUAUACAUUUUGUGCUCCAGUUUAUAUGCGACUAGCCAUAAAUGAAAGAAAAAGUUGCAAAUAUGCCAACUUUCAGGUUGUGUGCUAUUAUAAAUUUAGAAAGUAGCUAAAUACCAGUUACUUUUGGAAUAUUCUAAAAUAUAAAUUAGGUAAUGGAGUUAAUUUAUGGAUGUUUUAAAAUAAUGAAUGUGUAUCAUCAUGACAAAUUAUAACCACUUUUUUGCUGCCACAAAAUAGACUUUUUUGUUCUUUGUUUUACCCUGUCUUUUUGCAUUUUACAAACAUUUUAACCUUUACUUGCAUUUUUUAAAUCAAUUCACAAGUAUCCCUCAGUAGCCCAAUGUAAAACGUUAUGAUUCUGUUUUGUGGCAGCAGGUGAUGUGUUUAUGAGCUAAUUGAAUCUCACUGAAGUGUGAAAUUUACUAUUCCAGAUAGAAUUUUUACCCUUAACUCUUGCAGUAUUGUUGAAAUUUGUGAAAUUUAGGGAAUUUUCUGUUAAUUUGAGAACUUUACUGUAAGAUUAAGUGUUUUAAUGUUGUCUUAUGAUGCUUAAAAGCUUAAAGUAGUAUAAUUAAAUUUUAAAGAUUGUCUAAUAUAUAUUUUUAAGGAUUUAUUUAUGUGUACAUAUGACUUUUAAACUAUAAAAAGUCCAUUUAUGAUCUAAAAUGAUAUAGCAUAUGAGACAACAUUGCGCAUUUUUUACAUUUAUUUUUUUAAAGAUGAUUCAAAGACUAUAUUAUGGAGGAUAUGUCCGGUCAUAUUAUUAUGUAUUCUUAUGCAAUACUAGUUUUAAGUGUUAAAUUGUUUUUACGAAUUAUUUAUGACCCACGUGAAAAUUUGUAACGAAUGGGUUCUAACUGAGUUUUAAGUCAUUUCUUUUCUGCCAAAGCAUAUUUCAAAAGUAAAAUGACGCGAUUGUUUUAAUGUCUUGGUCUUCCUAUCUUAUUUACUGUGUGAUUUGCUAACUUUUGAAGAUGAAGUAUGGUUGUACAACGGAGUUCUAGUCUGAAAAAUGAUAUAUUCACUAAACUCCUUUAAUAUAUUUCUUCAUUACAAUGAUUGCAGGCAUAUUGUUAUAUUUUGAACUCCUAUCGGAAAUCUCAGCUACUUAAAAUGAAAAGUUUGUUUUGUUUAAUUCUGUAUUAUAUUUCUCGUAUGUACUUCAUUGUAAAUACAUGUAUGUUAAGUCAUAAAAAUGUACGAUAACAAAAUAUAAAUCCCAAAAACA
Molecule: messenger RNA, 4533 nt
Organism: Ostrinia nubilalis (European corn borer)
Lineage: Eukaryota; Metazoa; Arthropoda; Insecta; Lepidoptera; Crambidae
Gene: Csk
Product: tyrosine-protein kinase CSK-like
Exons: 16
Coding region: 271-2127 (618 amino acids)
Biological process (GO): protein phosphorylation
Molecular function (GO): non-membrane spanning protein tyrosine kinase activity; ATP binding
Source: RefSeq, a predicted model, not a curated record